AUGCCUCUCUACGAGGUGGAACACAUUGCGCCGUUGACGAGAAGCCAGAAGGACGAGCUAGCAGCCGCGAUCACGGACAUCCACAGCAAAAAGUUCACCACGCCACGGCUAUUUGUGAACAUCAAGUUCACCGACGCCUGGAAGCAGGACACAUACGUUGCCGGCAACGCUCGCCCAAACAACCGCAUUAGAGCGCAGGUGCGCCGUGGCCCUACGCGCAUGCAGGACGACUUCAACGCGCUGGCGGCCGACCUGGUGGCGGCGUGGGCGCGGAUCGUGCACCCUUCGCACAGGGACACCAGCAGGCCGCCACUAGAGCCAGAGCUGGAACUGCACGGUGUCUGGAUUACGGGCGAGAUCAUCUCGUCAUGGGAGACGGGGUUCCUUGUGCCUCCGGCCGGCAAGGACGUCGAAUGGGCACGGGAGAACAUGGCGGCCUUCAAGAAGCGAGCGGCUGAUGGGGAGCAGGAAUUCAAGGAUUUGGUGCGCGAAUUGGAAAGCAGACCGGAGUUUCAAGUCUAG
Molecule: messenger RNA, 522 nt
Organism: Neoarthrinium moseri
Lineage: Eukaryota; Fungi; Ascomycota; Sordariomycetes; Amphisphaeriales; Apiosporaceae
Exons: 2
Coding region: 1-522 (173 amino acids)
Source: RefSeq, a predicted model, not a curated record